GCCGCGCUGGGAGAGGGCGCGUGCGCAGUGACUCCCAGCCAGCGGAGGUGCCAGAUGCCAUUGCCGCAUGAAGUUGACCAUGGCAGAAGAAGAGGACUACAUGUCUGAUGCCUUCAUUAAUGUCCAAGAAGAUGUGAGACCAGGCUUGCCCAUGCUAAGGCAGAUCCGAGAAGCCCGUCGAAAGGAAGAAAAGCAGCAGGAAGCUAAUUUGAAAAACAGACGGAAGAGUUUAAAAGAAGAAGAACAAGAAAGACGGGAUAUUGGGUUGAAGAAUGCUCUGGGCUGUGAAAACAAAGGGUUUGCUCUGCUCCAAAAGAUGGGAUAUAAAAGUGGCCAGGCUCUUGGCAAGAGUGGUGAUGGUAUUGUUGAGCCAAUUCCCCUCAAUCUCAAGACGGGGAAAAGUGGCAUUGGCCAUGAGGCAUUAUUAAAGCGGAAGGCAGAGGAAAAGCUAGAAAGCUACAGAAGAAAGAUCCACAUGAAAAAGCAAGCAGAGGAAGAGGCAGCAGAGCAAUUCCGGAUGCGAUUGAAGACAAAACAAGAUGAAAUGAAGCUCGAGGGGGAUCUUAGGAGAAGCCAGCGAGCCUGUCAGCAGCUGGAUACCCAGAAGCUGGGUCUGUGUCUACAUUUCCAGAAUAUUCAAGUUCCCCGGGAGCCAUGGUACUGGUUGAAACUUGAAGAGGAGAAUGAAGAAGAAGAGGAGGAGGAAGAAAAAGAGCAAGACGAAGAUGAAUGCGAUGAUUUAGGGGUUCUGGAAAAAUUACAAAUAUUGACCGGCUACUUAAGAGGAGAACAUUUAUACUGUAUUUGGUGUGGAACAGCCUAUGAAGAUAAAGAUGACCUAUCUUCAAAUUGCCCGGGACCAACCUCUGCAGAUCAUGAUGAUUAAGAGGAUUCUCAAUAUAGUAGAAACUGGAGAGAUGUCACUUCCUAAGGAAAAUUAAGUUAAAAGCCCCAGCUUUCUUGACACCAGUAAAUAGACAGAUUCUUUAUAUCAUGGUGUGUGUGUGUGUGUGUGUUAUAAUUUAAAAGUUCCUCAUGUAUUUUACUCCUUUUAUUUUUAUUUUGGGAUGCAGGGGUGACACCUCAGCAUUGGCACUUCUCCAUGGUGCCAUGAACCCCCAGUGCGCUACACUACCAGGGCUUAAACCUGGACCAGUAAGCUAUCUUACUGGCACCUACUCCUUUCUUUCUCCCUCCCUCCCUCCCUCUCUGCCUUCUUUCCUUCCUUCCCUCCCUUCCUUUCCUUCCUUUCCUUCCUUCCCUCUUCUCUUCUCUUUCUUCCUUUGUGUGUAUGUGAGAGCUGAAGAGAAAGCACUAUUCUGCCAUUUUAUAUGAAGCCGGGAACUGAAUGCAGGACCCCACAAACACAAAAUGUGUGUUCUUAAGACUCCUCUUUGUUGAGAGGGAACCAUGAGAACCCUGAAAGCUUGACUUCACACUUCUCCUUCCCAAGGAGCAGCAAGUCCCUGCCAUAUAAGCAUGAGGAGGUAGAGAAAGUACUCCCCUCAGUAAGGCAGUUGUCACAUCACUGUUCUACCAACACUAGUUAUCUCUAAACAGUUUUAGAGACAAAAUAAUGAUCACACUUCCAGUAUAAUUCUGAGUUUUCAGGGCAAUGUAUAUAUCGUUUGUGACUUACUGCAAGUGUCAGUGAAAGAAACUUAAGCAUUAGGAAGACUGUUAAGCAUAUGAUUCAACUACUCAUUGAAUUGGGGAACCCCUUGACACUGUUAUUCUCUUGAGUAUAAGUAUAUGUAUGUAUAAUAUUGAAGUUGAUAUGAUUGGCUACUCUUGUUUAGUAUUUAACUUUUUCUUUCAAGAGAAUAAUAAAAUUGCUAAUGAAUUGAAACAAAGGUGUACUAUUUCUCUUGCAAUUAGAUCUUUUCCUGUCAUUAUUUAAACCAACAUUUAGUCAGUCUUAAAGGUGAUC
This is a messenger RNA of Erinaceus europaeus (western European hedgehog), 1930 nucleotides long. It is a transcript of the gene GPATCH11, whose product is annotated as G-patch domain containing 11. The transcript is spliced from 9 exons. Gene Ontology annotation, cellular component: kinetochore. The record is from RefSeq and is a predicted model, not a curated record. Gene Ontology annotation, molecular function: nucleic acid binding. Lineage: Eukaryota; Metazoa; Chordata; Mammalia; Eulipotyphla; Erinaceidae. The coding region runs from base 68 to 886 and encodes 272 amino acids.